AUGGUUUUGAUUGGGAAAUCACUCGACUCUGGAGUCGAAAAGGUAGCCAGGGAAGUACUGAAGACGUCUUUCGAGCUCCGUCCCGAUAGUGAGGGCAUUUCGGUUGCAGAGACGGCCCAGGGGAGUCAACCCUGCCUGCCCAUACGAGAUGAGGUGAUCAACCGAGUAGCUGCUUUAGUGGGGGAGAAGCAUAAAGUCAGCCUGACCAACCCGGACAAGGUCAUCUUGAUCGAGGUCUUCAAGGUAAGCUCAAGCCAAGCCGCUAUGAACGAUAUGGUCAGUGGACCCCUCGAGUUUUCACUUGGCUAA
Molecule: messenger RNA, 309 nt
Organism: Parascedosporium putredinis
Lineage: Eukaryota; Fungi; Ascomycota; Sordariomycetes; Microascales; Microascaceae
Source: the annotation of a GenBank genome assembly